GCGCAGCAAACUGUCUUCCCCCUCCAAACAGGACUAGAGAGAGAGAGAGCGAUUUUUUUUUCCCCAAGAAGGACCGAGCUUAAAAACUUGGGUUCCAAGGUGCUAGUUUUCCUGCUGGUGUUCCUGCCACGAGAGACAUGAAGGAAGAUGAUUUUUAAUGGACAAGAAGGUGUCGGGAGGUGGUCGAAUCCCUUCGUCGUUUCUGAGCGUGUUCUCGCUGAAGCCGACCCAGAGUUCACAUCCGUAAAAAGAGCCGCCAGUGUGAGAAGAAGCCCGACACUUUAAGCUCUGAGAUCAAACCUCCACCUCGCCCCGAGAACGGGAUGAUUUUCUCAAACUGAUAGACUUGACUUGUGUGUAAAUUCCUGCAUGAGAAGCACCGUGGAUCGUGACGGUCACUAUGCCGAGGAGAAAGCAGCAAGAGCCGCGGCGAUCAGCAGCGUACAUGCCCGAGGAUGAGCUUAAGGCAGCCACUCAUGAUGAAGAAGAGCACCUGCAGGAUGACGGCCUCUCAUUAGACGGUCAGGACACAGAGUUCCUGUGCAAUGAGGAAGAGGAGGAUGUGGAUGGAGGCCAGCCACCCAGCUACAGAGACUCUCCAAUCAGCAAUGGCACUAACCCCGAUGCUGGAUAUGGGUCUCCGCUCAGUGAUGCUAGUGAUCGACUUGCAGAUUUCAAAAGCACCUCUUCCAGGGAUGGUCAGGAGAGGGAAGGCACCUCUCUACCCUUUCGCCCCAAUAACGGCCUGUCUUUCCAGGAUAGCCUGGCACAGAUGAAAGCCGUCUAUGCAAACCUCAUCUCAGAUGCCUCUUGGUCGAGCAUCACCAUGGACCUCAUGAAAUCUAAGCCUGCUGCAGCUGGCAGUGUCAACAGUGCCCUCACCACUCCAGAGCCUGUCUCUACUGCCUCUGCUUCCACAACUACAACCAUAAACAAGAGCAGUGGCCUCAACAUAGCUAGCAGUCAUCAUAAUGGCAGGAGCUCCACCACCACUGUCAACCACACAGGCAGUGUGAGUGCCAGUACCAAUGGCACAGCAGCUAGCUCUGUUAGCAGCCACAGUGUAACCAGCAGCAGUGGAAGCAGCAGCGGUGGGGCUAAUAAUGGCAGUGGUGUGGCCUAUGACUGGCACCAGGCAGCACUUGCCAAAACCCUUCAGCAGACACCCUAUCACCUUUUACCCGAGCCUAGCCUGUUCAGCACAGUGCAGCUCUAUCGGCAGAAUAACAAGCUGUAUGGCUCUGUCUUUACUGGUGCAAGCAAGUUUCGCUGCAAAGACUGCAGUGCUGCUUAUGACACACUGGUUGGUCUAACAGUGCAUAUGAAUGAGACGGGCCACUAUCGAGAUGACAACAAGGACAAAGAGGAGGAUCAGGGUAAGCGCUGGUCCAAACCACGCAAGCGUUCCCUGAUGGAGAUGGAGGGGAAAGAGGACGCGCAGAAAGUCCUAAAGUGCAUGUACUGUGGUCACUCAUUUGAGUCUCUGCAAGAUCUCAGCGUUCAUAUGAUCAAGACCAAGCAUUACCAGAAAGUGCCUCUCAAAGAACCAGUACCAGCCUUAGCUACUAAGCUGGUGCCAACUUCAGCUAAAAAACGUGCUAUCCAAGAUGCUAUAGUCUCUCCAUGUUCCCCGGACUCUGUUCAUGCUGGCAGUGGUGGUGGCAGUGUCUCUCUUGGAGAUAUGAGCAAAGACACAAAGGCUGCAGCUAACCCCUACGUGACACCAAACAAUCGCUACGGCUACCAAAAUGGUGCCAGCUACACGUGGCAGUUUGAAGCUCGAAAAGCGCAGAUCCUCAAAUGCAUGGAGUGCGGGAGCUCACACGAUACAUUACAACAACUGACCGCCCACAUGAUGGUUACAGGUCACUUUUUGAAGGUUACAAACUCUGCAUCAAAGAAGGGCAAGCAGUUGGUCUUUGAUCCAGUAGUGGAAGAAAAGAUUCAGUCUAUCCCACUACCGCCAACCACCACUAGACUCCCUGUUCCUAGUAAUGUUAAAUCCCAGCCGGUCUCCCCGGCCCUUUCCUCUGGCUCAGAGGAAAAGAGGGAAGGAGGGGAGGAUGAAAAAGCUGAACGUUGUGAGCAGGUGGAGAAAAAAAUUAAAGAGGAGAGAGAUGAUUCUAGUGAGAAAUCCGAGACUGAUACCACCUCAUAUAAAUACCUAAGAGAAGAAGAUUUGGAGGAGACACCUAAAGAGGGUUUAGACAUUCUUAAAUCCCUUGAAAACACAGUAUCCAGUGCCAUCAGCAAGGCCCAGACAGGCACACCUACAUGGGGUGGCUAUCCUAGCAUUCAUGCAGCCUACCAGCUGCAGGGUGCCAUGAAAAGUUCAGCUACUGUUCUGCCCCCAACAGUCCAGAGUGUCCAGAUGCAGCCAAUGUUUAACAGUGGGCUGCGAGGUCUUGUGAGUGACCCCAAUUCAGUCAUCCACUCGCCUCGGAGCCCUUCCUCCCCCACACCCCUUAGGAGCAAUGUCACUGCCAUGGAGGAGCUUGUAGAGAAAGUGACAGGAAAAACUGCCACUGUGAAGAAAGAAAAGGAGGAAAAGAUGGUGAGCCUGGAACGAUGCAGGCCCCCAUUGUUAGUUAAGUCCCCUUCUCCUGCAUUGAGAGAACACAGAGAGCCGUUACCAUCUCCAAAUGACCUUUCUGUAGGUAAACCGUCUGGUAUGAGAAGCAGUAGCCCUGGCAGUGUAGACUCAGAGCUUAUCUGUAAAAAGGAGCCCAGAGAGAGCCUAGUGGAUGGUCACAACAACCAUUCAAAGAGUGGCUCUGAGGUGUGCCAAUCCCCAGUAACCAAUGGCAAUAGUCUUGGCAUUAUCACUGAUCACUCACCUGAAAGUCCUUUCAUCAACCCUCUCAGCGCACUCCAAUCAAUCAUGAACACACACCUGGGCAAGGCUUCCAAACCUGUAAGCCCAGCUGCAGAUCCGCUGUCAAUGCUUUAUAAAAUCAGCAACAGCAUGAUGGAUAAGCCAACUUUCAACUCAGCUCCUCAGGGCAAGCCAUCUGAGCCUGUCAACCACUAUCAGCUGUAUGAAAACAAUGACCAGCCCAUAGACCUGAGUAAAAAUAAGUCCAUGACUAACAGCAACAACAAUAACAACAGUAGCAGUGUGCUUGUGACCAACAAUAGUGUAAAUGGCAACAAGCCCCUCAUUUCCCUCCCUGAAUCUGUCUCCUCUCCCCUGAGAGAGAAUGCUCUAAUGGACAUUUCUGACAUGGUAAAAAACCUAACAGGAAGACUGACCCCGAAAUCCUCAACUCCCUCCUCUAUCUCAGAGAAAUCAGACGCCGACGGCAGUGCAUUUGAGGAUGCCCUGGAGGAUCUUUCGCCAGUGCAGAAGAGGAAAGGGAGACAGUCUAACUGGAAUCCCCAGCAUCUCCUCAUUCUGCAGGCACAGUUUGCCUCCAGCCUGAGGGAGACCUCAGAGGGACGCUACGCCAUGACCGACCUGGGCCCUCAGGAAAGGGUCCACAUCUGUAAAUUCACAGGCCUCUCAAUGACAACGAUAUCUCACUGGUUGGCUAAUGUCAAGUACCAGCUGAGGCGGACUGGGGGCACCAAGUUCCUCAAGAACAUGGACUCGUGCCAGCCUGUGUUCCUCUGCGGUGACUGUGCCUCUCAGUUCAGGACUCCCUCCUCCUACAUCAGCCACCUGGAGUCUCACCUGGGCUUCAGCUUGAAGGACCUGUCCAAACUGUCAGCUGAGCACCUACGGGAGCAGCAGGCUGCCUCAAAGGUGAUCACAGACAAAAUGACAUUCGGCAGCCCACUGUCAGCCUUGACCACGCCAGAGGACGACACAGGCUCAGUGUACCAGUGCAGACUCUGCAAUCGGACAUUCGUCAGCAAACACGCAGUCAAACUGCACCUCAGCAAGACUCAUGGCAAGUCUCCAGAGGACCACCUGGUGUUUGUCACUGCUCUGGAGAAGCUCGAAAAGCUCGACAAAAUGGAGAAAGUUUAAUCAAGCAAGUCUGCGAGCUGCUGAGGGGAAAGACUGACAGCUGUGGAACUGACUAGAAUUUCAUUGCACUAAAAUGACAUUGUUCACAGUUACUGCACUGGGCCGAACUGAGCCGCCAGGAAAGAAAAAAACAACAAAAAGAAAAAAAAAAAAAUCAGUCUUACUAUUUUUAGUUGUGACAACUGCCUGACUGGACCAUGUCUUUUAAUGUUGUUUCUUUUGUUUUGUUUUGCCAAGCUUUUUUACACUUAUUUUGUAACAUAUUUAUAUGCUAUUUGUCUGACCUGUGCAUGUAUUUUAGUGAAACAAGGUUAAACACGAGAUUUUAAUCUUUUCAUGGCAAAAUACAACUACUGCUUCAAUGGUAAAAGUGAUGAAUGGAAAGCAUUGGUGGAAGAGAGAACUGUACCAUACUUGAUAUGAAGAAGAUGAAAAUUAAAUGUAUACACCAAAAGAAUGAACGAAUACCCUGAAAGACUGAAGUAGCACCUUAGACAAUUGAAUUUUGAAUUUGUAAAGAGAUCAUGUUUCCAGAUAUCUCGCAAUAGUCAAAAUCAGAUCAAGGAUUAUCAUCCCCCCCACCCCCCCAUCUACCCUCCACACUUUCCUCCUCGGGUUCCUGUCACAGCAGUGUUUUUUGAUGAUGAAUGGCCUGCUCAUAAGUCUGUCAUUGUAUUAGAGAAAAAAACAAAAAUUUGGAAAAACUGAAAUGCUGCUUCUUGGUUGCGAAGCAAUCGUUGAAUGGCCAUUGGUAUGCAAGUUUGCUCAUAAAAAACGAAAAAAAAAAGAAAAGAUAAACUCUUUCCUUGCUGUGAAGUAUCACCUUAUAGCAAUUUUCCAGUUGUAUGGUUUGUUACAACCUUCUCUUUCUAAAUUGUGUCGCUUUAUUCAGCUGUAAAGAGAACAGUCCGUUACAUGUAAAUGACCACCAGUGAAAUGUCAGUACUCCGUAAGACAUAUCUUACCAUUUGAGACGGCUCAGCAUUCUUUGUAUCUUAAGGUGUGUGCAUUCUCUAACUUUUAUAUGGUCAUUUUAUAUAGAAAAAUGCUAAAAAAUAAAAACAGAUGGUGUAUAUAGAUAUAUGCUGUAGAGCUACAAAAUGUCCUUUUUUAAAGAAAAUACAAAUUAAGCUUCUUUGGCUCGGUUUACAGAAAUGAUUUUAAUUAUACUUGCAUCCAAUUUGAUGCAUGAAAUGGUGUGGAAAAUAAAUAAGCGAUGCACAAUGACUAUACAUUUCAAUGUUUUAUCGACAAUAUUGUAAAGAAAAAAAAAGGAAAAAAAAACACAACUUUUUAGCACCGAUUAGUUUGUCUCAUUUCUUUCUCAAUUGUAAAAUAAACCCCAAAGCAGUUGUUAACAGUCA
Melanotaenia boesemani (Boeseman's rainbowfish) is the source of this 5337-nucleotide messenger RNA. RefSeq names its product teashirt homolog 1-like. The transcript has 2 exons. The record is from RefSeq and is a predicted model, not a curated record. The coding region runs from base 401 to 3973 and encodes 1190 amino acids. Gene Ontology annotation, cellular component: nucleus. NCBI's taxonomy places the organism in Eukaryota, Metazoa, Chordata, Actinopteri, Atheriniformes, Melanotaeniidae. Gene Ontology annotation, molecular function: DNA-binding transcription factor activity, RNA polymerase II-specific; DNA binding. Gene Ontology annotation, biological process: regulation of transcription by RNA polymerase II.